AUCGCCAUGAUGCAGUCUCUAAUAAAAUGACGCGCGCCACUGUUGGCACUGAGCAGCUGAGCAGCAGCCAGCAGUGCUGCAGCACUGCAGCACGCGCAGCACUCAGCCCAAGCUGCAAUUUAAUGCAACCGAGCGAACAGCAUCUGCGCAGGCAUCACGAUCGGGUGCGCUUGAAUCGCUACUGACCUCCCCAUGCUCCCCACGACCCACACCUUGAUCCCCACAAUGCCCGGUCACCAUCCAGCCGGCCGCCAAUUCCACAGACAUGUCGGCAUGUCAAGAGUCUCGAGCACCCAUGGUGCUCCACAUGCUCCACAGUCGGUCACCAUAGCGCCCUGCCACUGCCACUGCCACUGCCGCUGCCCCUGCCACCUUAGAGCACGCGUCACCCAGAAGCGAUCCCCCACGAUCCCCACCAGAUCCAGGACGCAGGACGCGUGUACGCGUCGCUUCCUGUAUCCCAUCCCUGCCUUGCGAUGGCCAGAUAUGCCCACCGCCCAACCCCACAUCCUCCCCACUCGGCUGUCAGUUAGUCGCCGACGUGUCUCGCCGUUCUGCCGCCUAUGUCAGCUACUCCUACGCGCAAAUCGGCGCGAUCGAGCAGUCGUCUACGAGGGUCACGCUGCCCGUUCAGUCGCCAGGUUAGUGGCGCCCGACACGUAACCGGCCGCGCAGCAGACGUCAGUCGAAUCUCG
This is a messenger RNA of Cutaneotrichosporon oleaginosum, 695 nucleotides long. RefSeq lists its product as uncharacterized. NCBI's taxonomy places the organism in Eukaryota, Fungi, Basidiomycota, Tremellomycetes, Trichosporonales, Trichosporonaceae. The record is from RefSeq and is a predicted model, not a curated record.